Molecule: messenger RNA, 309 nt
Organism: Ogataea philodendri
Lineage: Eukaryota; Fungi; Ascomycota; Pichiomycetes; Pichiales; Pichiaceae
Exons: 2
Coding region: 1-309 (102 amino acids)
Source: RefSeq, a predicted model, not a curated record
AUGGAGUUGAACCCGGUAGGACGUCUGGCCACGGCUGCCGCCCUGGAAAACAGGUCCGGGUCCAUGCCGUUCUUGGUCUCCGGAAGCAGCCACAACACAAGGAAGAAUCCAACCAUGUUCCAGGCCGCGUACCAGCCAAACGCUCCCUGUGGCUUGAAAGCCCGCACCAAGGAUGGCCAGGUCAAGGACAGAAUGAAGUUGAAGAACCAGCAUGUAGCAGUAGCGAACGACAUCGUGACAUCACGAACGUACAACGCAGCACACUCAGCCGAGUACGUGAACGGAACUGGUCCCUCCGACGCAGAGUAA